Molecule: messenger RNA, 3896 nt
Organism: Mirounga angustirostris (Northern elephant seal)
Lineage: Eukaryota; Metazoa; Chordata; Mammalia; Carnivora; Phocidae
Gene: RSL24D1
Product: ribosomal L24 domain containing 1
Exons: 6
Coding region: 78-569 (163 amino acids)
Biological process (GO): translation; ribosomal large subunit biogenesis
Cellular component (GO): ribosome; nucleolus
Molecular function (GO): structural constituent of ribosome
Source: RefSeq, a predicted model, not a curated record
AUCACUUCCUGUGACGGAGCUACGUCACUUCCACUUAAGAUCGGCGUCUGGUCAGUGGGCACCCACGCGGUUUCAACAUGCGUAUUGAGAAGUGUUAUUUCUGUUCGGGCCCUAUCUACCCCGGCCACGGCAUGAUGUUUGUCCGCAACGAUUGCAAGGUAUUCAGAUUCUGUAAAUCCAAGUGUCAUAAAAACUUUAAAAAGAAGCGGAAUCCUCGCAAGGUCAGGUGGACUAAAGCAUUCCGUAAAGCAGCUGGUAAAGAGCUUACAGUGGAUAAUUCAUUUGAAUUUGAAAAACGUAGAAAUGAACCUGUCAAAUACCAGCGAGAGUUAUGGAAUAAAACUAUUGAUGCAAUGAAGAGAGUUGAAGAGAUCAAACAGAAGCGCCAAGCUAAAUUUAUAAUGAACAGAUUAAAGAAAAAUAAAGAAUUACAGAAAGUUCAGGACAUCAAAGAAGUCAAGCAAAACAUUCAUCUUAUCCGGGCCCCUCUUGCAGGCAAAGGAAAGCAGCUGGAAGAAAAAAUGGUGCAGAAAUUACAACAGGAUGUGGACAUGGAAGAUAUUUCUUAAAAAUCUCACUAACUUUCUAUAAGUGUAUUUGAAAAUCUCCUUAGGAGACUAAGAACUUCUGAAUUAUCAAUUUAUAUCUUAAGUAAGGUCACUCAAAUGAAAGGUAAUUAAAAAUGCAUCUCUCCUACAUUGCUGUCUGUAAAACAUCAGAUAUUAUGGAUGUUAGAUUGCAUCUCCAUUGUUAAAUCUUCACUGAGAGUUUACAUUUACGUAAGUUGUGCAAAUUCUCUUUGUAAAUACAGAGUGAAGUGUGGACAUAAACAAUGGUCCUGCCAUUUGGAUAGUGGCACUAGGCAGAUUGAUGUGUGAACUAAUGACAAAAAUUCAUGGCUAGCAAUAUGUACAAUAAAUUUUCUUUGCAGUAAAAUAUUCCCUGUAUUAAUAAUACAGAAAGGGGGCUUACAACAAGGAACUAAAUCUGUAUGAUAAUUAGUUGCAAGUAAUCUUUUAAUUUGUUUUGGUUUCUUAGCAUCUUUGAAGAGCAUAUUGGCCUCACAUAUUGAAACCUAAUUAUGUUAUACUGUUUUCACCUACUUUAACUGUUUUGAUAGGCAGCUUUUAAUGUUGGGGAUGAUAGCUGAAUAGUGUGCUCCUGAAAUGGCACCAUAUACUUUAUACUUUGGAGAAUACUUAACUCUGAGAUUCCUGAUAGAACCAGAUAUAUUUUUCCAGCAUAGCAAUGAUUUAGAAGCAAAGGAAUUGCAGUGCCUUUUAAAAUAGGUUGUGUGGUUUUCUUUUAUGAAGCUCCUAAUUGUUUUUGGAUAAUAAAAUUUAUGGUUUUAGCAUCACAGAUUAUUUGCACAUAAGAUCCUGUUUUUCUAAAGUAAGUACAAGUUUUUUGUUUAAAAGGUACUAAAAAAAAGUAUUAAUUAGUGGGAAGAAAAUAACCCCCUCCCUCCCACAUACUACUGAAGCAGGAGAUACAUUUUUAAUUAAAAAUAUGUACUGAAUGUUUAAUGUUUUUAUAUUUCUACAUUAUUUGCAACUUUAAGGAUAGUAAGUAACUCAGUUUUUAUAUUUUUUGAGGACAGAACUUAGAAUAAAUUAUAAUCUUAGGGUUAUAAAAUUAUAAAGAAAUGACUAAAUUUUUAUUUCAGUAUUAGUGAAAAAGUGAUCACUGGACCAGGUGUUAGAAGACCUGAAUUCCAGUGUCGCUUUUGCCUUUGUGUUAUUUGUAAAAUAUAGCUCAUUUGUAAACAACUUUAUUGAUAAAACAAUUAGGGGAAAUGAUAUAUGAAACCAAAGACAUUUGUUAAAUUACUUGAAGUUUUCACUCCAUAGAUUUAUGUUUGCUUUAAUAGAGACAUGUUUAAGAUUACCUACUGCUAGCAGAUUUCCUACCUUGUUAGUUAGCAAGCUAUUGCCUUGAGACCAUCAAUUUGGGAAAUUGAGCUAAAAGGAAGAACUGACAUUGCAUCUCAGGUUUGACAUCCUGACAGUUCUCUUAAAUGUCAGGAAUUGAUAGUAUUUUGAGACCCCCCCCCCCCCCCCAGAUAUCAUCAUAAACUAUAUGGAUGCAGAUGCCACAGUGUCACCCCUGCAGCUCUCUAAACUUGGUUGGAUCACUGACUUGUCCCUUUAAAAUGUUGCCUGAGAAGGGGCAUGGUACAAUGGUAUUGUUUCUAUUUGUCUGAUUGAGACCUCUGCUGGGCAGUUAGUGUAACACAAAAGCAUAAAAAUUUCCAGGCACUUGAUACACAGAACUUUUAUAUUCUCUCGUUGCUCUAGGGUAAUAAAGCACUGGAAGUCAUAGAAAAGAAGUUCCUUAUACAUUUGCCUUUCAAAACCCUGUAGGGUAGCAGAAAAAAACAUUAAGAGGCACUUGGCUGGUUAAGUCAAUACAGCAUGCAACUCAUGAUGUCGGGGUUGUGAGUUCUGCCCCACCUUGGGUGUAGAGUAUACUUAAAGAAAACUUACUAAAUCUUGUUUCUUAAAAAUAGAAAACCUUGAAAGAUGUUAUCUUGUAGAAAGAAGUUCCAUAAGGACUCGCCCAUUUCCUAACAUCCUGUGAAGUAGUACUCUCUUUUUAUGGAUGCCAACAUUUUUAGGUAACUUGCCUUUUUAUCACACAGAAGAUGGAGGAGGUAGCAAUUUGUAUUCAUCCAAGUGCCUGUGUCUAGAAGGGAUUUAUCCAGAGCCUUAGAUCCGGUCUUCACAAGUCCCGCUGAUGACUGUAAGAGAGGAGUGUAAGUUACUUGAGUUUUCUCAGCUUGACUGUGCCUUGAUUCCUUCAUUGGAAAAAUGGAAAUGAUAAUAUGGCUAACCUCAGGAUUGUUUAUGAGAAUCCAAUUAGGUAAUACAUGAAAAUCAUCAUAUCAAGGCCACUACCAUAGUGGCUGGUGUUAAAAUGUUAGCUGUUAGGAUUGGCUAUGUGACCACACAAAACUCACAGCCGUGGGCUUUGCCUCGGGACAAAGGUGGAGGAUAAUAGUGUUUGGGGAUAGAUAUGGCUAAAUUGAAUUGUAGACUGCACUGCAGACAGGGUUGCAUAGGGUUUAAAAUGUUAGUUUUAGCUUUUAAUGUCACUUAGAAAAUUCACUUAUUAAGAGGACCUUACUUCCCAUUUUCUGUUAUGAAGAUUGGGAGGGGCAAUACAUUUCCUCCUUGUCAGUAGUAGUUUAAACAGUGAAUUGUCAUCCAUAAUUCUAAGGGCUAAUUUAUAUAGAACUUAUUUUUCCCUUUGUCCCUUAGCUUACACUUUAAAUUUAAAAGAUUAAAAAAAGACAUCACACUCUAAUUACAAAGAUUUAUAGUGUAAAUUCUAAUAUUGAAUGAAGACUACUACCUUGUAAAAAUUAACACUGUAGCCUGCUGAAUUAAAAGUGUUGGUAAGGGGGAAAAUUGGUAUCAAAAAAGAGAGACCCAAUUUCAAAGUCUGUAGGAAGAAUUGUCCAAAAAUCAAGUCUUUUAUUUAUAUGUAAAAAAUCGAAAAGGUAACUCAGAAAUUUUGCCCUGCAUGUCUUUAUAUUGAAUAUCAAUUAGCCUCAUGUUGAUUUGAAUCAUUUGUGUCUGUUGAUGAAUUUCUUUUUAAGGAAGUGACCUUUUUCUUAAGAAUGUAUUCUUAUGUUCUGAAUGUAAAAAUCUCUACCUUCUGGUGCCACUACUUGAGCCUCUGGUUUAAGCUGUUCUCCAAAAUUUUCCCUGGCUCUUAUAUCUUAAUUGAAGCCAUCAUGUGGGGAUUGAAGGUGAUAUUUCUGCCGCAUAACCUUCCCUAUGGUACCAGUUACUGGAUGUCAUUCUUCAACCUAUCAUUGAUUCUGUGGCUACCCUGUGAUCUUGCCAGUAGAUUCCUUUUUCAAUGAUUGUAAUAAAAAAUCUUGACUAAUA